Messenger RNA from Thlaspi arvense, 4352 nucleotides. NCBI's taxonomy places the organism in Eukaryota, Viridiplantae, Streptophyta, Magnoliopsida, Brassicales, Brassicaceae. The record is from the annotation of a GenBank genome assembly.
UUGCUUAUGUCAAACAUUAAGCUACCUAAUCUUAAUUAUAUACUCCUUUGAUCACACUACAAAAGGGGAAAACAAAGUGUGGGGGUUGAAAAUAUAAAGGUAAGACAAUCAGUGGGUAAAAAAGUAAAAGAAAGAUAAGUACUGGGGAAGUGAUGAGAGAGAGAGUGAUGGCAAUUUAACAAAGGAGAAAGAAAACAAGUGUUACUGGAUUUGCCAGCAAUUGGACUGUGACACAUGAUUUGGCCUUGGAGAAAAGCAUUCUAGUGGGAAAAAUGAGGAAACAUGGAUGGCAACUUCCUUACCACCCUCUUCAGGUGGUGGCUGUUGCUGUGUUCUUGGCUCUAGGGUUUGCUUUCUACGUCUUCUUUGCUCCCUUUGUGGGGAAUAAGAUUCAUCAGUACAUUGUGAUGGGAAUCUACACUCCUCUGAAUGCUCUCAGAGACUUACUCGAGUCAGUGACAUUUGCUUUACAGAUUACAUGUGUGGUUGGACUGUAUAUAUGGUGUGCGGCUUCAGAUCCUGCAGACCGUGGAGUUUUUAGGUCAAAGAAGUACCUUAAAAUCCCUGAAAACGGGAAGUUUCCUCAAUCAAAGGAUACGAAAGAUGGCUGUGGAUCAACUACAGGUGGUGCCAAGUCUCAUGACAGCACAUGUGUACAGGAUGCGGAAAAUGGAACUAACAAGAAACUGGAGUCAUCAGAAAGAUCUCCUCUUCUGCGUUUGCUUUGCUCUCCUUGUGCAUUGCUUUGUAGUUGUUGCAACGGAAGUGAUGAAUCCUCUGAGCAGAUGAGCGAGGAUGGGAUGUUUUACUGCAGUCUGUGUGAAGUUGAGGUCUUCAAAUACAGCAAGCAUUGCAGAGUUUGUGACAAAUGCGUGGACCGUUUUGAUCAUCACUGCAGGUGGCUAAACAACUGCAUUGGCAAGCGGAAUUACAGAAAGUUCUUCAGCCUUAUGGUAUCAGCUAUUUUUUUGCUCAUCAUGCAAUGGUCGACUGGGAUAUUUGUACUGAUAUUAUGUUUACUCCGAAGAAGCCAGUUCAAUGCUGACAUUUCCUUGAAAUUGGGAAGUAGCUUCUCUCUAAUUCCAUUUGUUAUAGUCGUUGCAGUUUGCACUCUAUUAGCAAUGCUGGCAACGCUACCACUUGCUCAGCUUUUCUUCUUCCACAUUCUUCUCAUCAAAAAGGGAAUCAGUACAUACGACUACAUAGUUGCGCUUAGGGAACAAGAGCAAGAACAAGAAGCUGGUGGAGGUCAACAAAGCCCUCAAAUGUCGAUGAUCAGUUCAUUCACUGGACUAAGCAGUGCAAGCUCCUUCAAUACAUUCCACCGUGGGGCAUGGUGCACACCACCACGCUUGUUUCUUGAGGAUCAGUUUGAUGUAGUUCCUCCAGAGAAUGCGUCUGUAAGCUCAUACGGAAAGAAGUCAGUGGUUGAGGAACGCGUCAAGAAGAAGAGCCAACCUGUGAAGAUCAGUCCAUGGACUCUAGCGCGUCUCAACGCAGAAGAAGUCUCAAAAGCAGCAGCAGAAGCAAGAAAGAAAUCCAAAAUAAUACAGCCAGUGGCAAGGCGAGAAAAUCCGUUUGUUGGGUUAGAAGCAAGCAGCAGCUUUGGAAGCAGCGGCCGUAGAAUGUUCCCAGCGAAAUUCGAAGCUGUUAACAGUAACGGGAAGCAGCGAAGGCAAUCUAAACGCAUAAGGUUACCAGCAGAGUUGCCUCUAGAACCUUUGAUGAAUGUUCAGUCAAAGAAAGCAGUCAUGGAGACAUCAACUAGCUCAGGAUUAGGUCCUCUUCAGCUAGAAGCAAGAAGCGCGUUUCAGACAAGCCGAGCAAUGUCUGGAUCAGGUGGUGUUAUGGUGACAUCUUCACCAGAGAGCAGCUUAGACUCGCAUGACAUUCACCCUUUCAGAGUUUCCUCUGAAGCAGAGGAUUCAGCUCAGCUUACUGGGUUUUCUUCAGCUGUUGGUCUGAUGGGACAGCAGAGAGUACAACAACAACAACAACAGGCCAUGAUGAUGAUGAUGCCAUUGUCAAGGUCUACAAGUGAUGGCUACGAUGCAUCUGGAGGAGAAGACAGUGAUCAGGUUCCUUCUAGAAACAUCCACAAAUCAAGAUGAGAAGUAUGAAUAAUCCAAUCACUCUAGUUUUUGGCUUUUGAAGGGUUGAGAAUUCUUAGAGGCAUUCUUUGAUUUUAUGGCUUUGUCACAUUCAAAUGGGUCGACCAAGAAAAAAGUCAAACACUCAGCCAAAUCUGAUUUGAUGGGGCUCUUACAGUACUUGGCAUGAGCUCUUAGGAGAAGAAGUACAAAAAAAAGGAAGACUUUUGUGGAUUCUUAAGAUAUUAUUUUGUAAGGUACUGAGUAAUUUGAACAUGAUCUUUUAGGGAUUGACCUGUGAAACGGUCUUUUGUUUGUUUGUUAGGAAAAAAAAAACUUUGUUUCUUCUUCAAAACAAAAAACAAAAAACAAAGAUCAAAUUGUGAUUGAAAGUUGUUGUGGUUUUGACAUGUUUUAUAUUCAUCAUGAUAGAGAAACAACCCAAAACCCACGCGUUAGGAUCCGGACUCAAACCCGGACCCGGAUUCGAAAACAUGAAUGUUAAAAACCUUGACACCGAAACUCUCUCACACAUUCGUCACCGUCACUUUUGCUCAAUUCACUUUUGGAAUCCUUUUAUGCGUGAACUCUGUUUCUUGCCUUCUCUAGGAGAUCCCAAUUUUCUCUCGUUUUGCUUUCGUGACGCUUUUUCUCUCAUGCUUUUCACGCGGCGCGAAAUCAUUUAACCAAGAUCUUGUUUUUUGAUUACCAAAGAUAAUCCCUUUAAUUUGGGUCUAUAGCUCAAAACAUCAACAACAGAUAAAAAUCUUCACUUUGCAUCAGACUAUCAGAGUUUAUGGUAUGCGUCUCGUGCGUAACUGAAAACCCAUUUCGUCGGAAAAAAAAAACCAAAAUUUCAUGGGGAAGGGUUAUUCUGGAACGAAUCAAGAAUCCAAUUUCCGAAAAUUCGAGAUGAAAUCGUCAUCCCCUGAUCAUCAGUUCCACUCGAUGAACGCGCUUGAGAUCCUCGUAGAAACCGUUCGGAUUCUCCGGUAUAAUCUAGGCGCUUUCGUGUUGAUCGCAGCUCUUUUGAUCUGUCCUGUUUCCGCGAUUCUAUUACCGAACCUCUUGGUUGAUCAAUCGGUGGUUCAUUCACUGACGGUGAGGCUUCUCUUAGCCGCGAAAUCGAGUGGUCUCCCUUUGUUGCCUUUCGUGAGGAACUCGUGUCAGAAAUUCUCCGAAACAGCUGUUUCCUCUGCCACGUGUUUCCCUCUGUUCAUCACACUCUCGCUUUUAUCAAGAGCAGCCGUUGUUUACUCUGUGGACUGCACCUACUCGAGGAGAAACGUUGUGAUAAGCAAGUUCCUGGUGAUAAUGCAGAGACUGUGGAAACGUCUCGUCUUCACUUACUUGUGGAUUUGCCUUGUGAUUGUUGUUUGCCUCACUUCCUUCUGCGUCUUCCUCGUCUCCGUUUGUAGCUCAUUCUUCGUUCUUGGAUUCUCUCCUGAUUUCAACGCAUAUGGAGCCAUCUUAGUUGGUUUGGUGUUCUCGGUAGUGUUCGCAAACGUCAUAAUAAUCUGCAACACGACGAUCGUGAUCUCGAUUCUUGAAGACGUCUCGGGACCAAGUGCGUUGGUGAGAGCAAAUGAUCUGAUCAAAGGGCAGACUCAGGUUGGUCUGUUGAUAUUCUUAGGGUCAACGAUAGGAUUGACGUUUGUGGAAGGAUUGUUUGAGCACAGAGUGAAGAUCUUGAGCUACGGAGAUGGCUCUUCGAGGAUAUGGGAAGGUCCACUUCUUGUGGUGAUGUAUUCGUUUGUGGUGCUUAUCGAUACGAUGAUGAGUGCUGUCUUCUAUUUUAGCUGCCGCUCUUAUAGUAUGGAAGCUGUUGAAGCCUUGGAAGCCUCUGGAGGCGAAACUAGGCCGAUUCUUGAACUUGUGUCUCUUCCGUAAGGAAGUUUAUGAGGAUUGAUGUUAGUUGCAUUUUGUGGAUUAGAGGUAAAUUUAAAAGGAGAUGUAUAUGAAAGAUGAGUCUAAGAGUUUAGGAGAGCAUUCUUUUUUGGGCUGCUUCCUCUAAUUAGUGUUUCUUUACAUUUUGCGAUUAUCAGAUAUCAAGACGGCCCAUGUUCACUCCUUAUUUUGGUUCUAUUUUUGUCAAUAAUCAAAUAUAAAACUGUUCAUCUUUCUCCAAAAAGUUUUAUUUUUUGGAGAUAGUUUUGAUGUGUUAGGUUUUCAAUCACUUUCUAGGAUUUUUUUUUUUCCUUUUAAAUCUUGUCUAUUGUCAUUUUUAAGGAUGUUUAGGUGUCAUAUCAUUGUUUUAUCGAA